This is a messenger RNA of Saimiri boliviensis boliviensis (Bolivian squirrel monkey), 1224 nucleotides long. RefSeq names its product Rhox homeobox family member 2B (gene RHOXF2B). The record is from RefSeq and is a predicted model, not a curated record. Lineage: Eukaryota; Metazoa; Chordata; Mammalia; Primates; Cebidae. Gene Ontology annotation, biological process: regulation of transcription by RNA polymerase II. Gene Ontology annotation, molecular function: RNA polymerase II transcription regulatory region sequence-specific DNA binding; DNA-binding transcription factor activity, RNA polymerase II-specific.
AUGGAGACCCAAGUACGACACCCACGCAAGCACAUCUACAGCACAACGCGUGCAAGCAUCCCCCCACCCUGCUCCCCGAGACUCCGUGCUCCCUGCAACGCGGGGCGAGGCCAAGCCCCUGACGCAUGCGCACCUCAAAAAAGAAGACCCUCCCAAACUGCGAGCCGCAGUUCCAGUCCCGCCGAGGAGAGAGUAGGAGCUCCCAGCCCAGAGUCUGCAGAAGCGCACAGCCCCAUCCACAGCACUGACGGCAUGGAGCCACUGGACAGGUCCAGCCAGGGUAUCACCAGCAUGUUCAGUCCUGAAGUCGACGAGGAAGAAAUACUACAGGGUCUGGAGGCUGCGGUGCUGUCUCUUAUUGAAGAGUCCGAUGAGGAGGAAGGGGAGACACAGCCCAAACCUGAGCAAGGCACAGCAGCAGCCGCACAAAAGUCGGCAGGAGCCUAUGGCGGAGAAGAAAAUGUAGGUGGCGGCAUUAGCGCAGGAGCUCCUGGCCCCCUAAAAGACGAAAACCACGAGGGCAUCGGCGGCAGCAAUGGCGGCGGUGAGCACAGCGAGGACAACAACAGGGAACCCAGACAGGAGCCGCCUCCCCAGGGUGCCAGCUCGGGACUGGAGCCUGAUAACAGGCAGCGGCCUUUCGUCCAGAGCUUCACUGCAUCCCAGCGGCGGGAGCUGGAAGGCAUUUUCCGGCGCUCUCAGUUCCCCGGCGAGUUCCUACGAAACGAGCUUGCAAGACGCAUGAAUGUGACUGAAGUCGCAGUGCAGAUUUGGUUUGAGAAUAGAAGAGCCCGCUGGAGGAGACGUCAGAGGGCAUUAAGAUUGAGAAACAUGUCGCGCCCCAUGCACACGAGCCAGCUUGUCAUGGUACCCGUGGUUAUCCCCUAUAAUGCCAUCCUUAUCCAGGAGUGGGAUGGAAGAUGGUUUUUUCUGCAGCCACAGCUAUUCGGGCAGCCUGUGCUCCCCAUGACACCUUUUUCUCCUCUUUUCUUUUCUCCUUCACCCUUGCUUAAUCCACCUAUGCCUUACCCUGUCCAGGCCCAAUUUGUCCCAUUCUCUUUUGUUUUUGUCCAUUUCUUCGCAUUCUCCAUUGUCUAAGGGAUAGUCUCUGUGCCACUUCUUGCCAGUGUCUUUGAGCCAGAUUCAUAUUUUGCAUAGCACACCAUCAAGAGCUCACCAAAUAUCUGUUAAAUAUAUUAACAAAAAGUACAAGUACAUUGACCC